ACCGUAUCUCAUGCUGACCAGCUUCACCUCAACCUCGCGUCGAGGAACAGGACUUUUACGGCUCUUGGGCCGUAUUUCUCUUCUUCCAUCGUGAUAUAUUCCAUUUGUCGAAUCAGUGCUUAUUUCCCUGUUGUCUCUGCGGAGAUCCCAGAUCCGUUACUGUCAGGCAUGAUAAGAUAACGUCGGUACCAUGACGACUUCUCGAGCUUCAGCAGCUCAGAUCCAUCCCGGCAAGGGCCUUGGGUUCUUGACCCUUGGAAUGUCGCUUCACAAUGUACUCACCCGUCUCAAAGCCCAUCCCCAGACCUACCCCGCCAUCGACGUUGCAUACUCCGCAGGAGAGCCAUUAUAUCAGCCUGUGAUUCUAAGACUACCAUCCAACGGUCUCCGCCUUCGAUUCGAUGGUCCAGAUCAGAGGCUUCGCCUGAUCGAGGUGCUGGACUUCUCCAAGAUCCUGCUCGUGUAUAAGAAUCAGGAGGUUGUAAAGGGCCUGAAGCCACAGGAACAGGCUGGCUCCCUGCCAGGACCGAGCUUUCGUCAUGUCUACAAUAGACUCUUUGGCCCAUCGUACCCUGGGGAAUAUGUCCCGCCUGCUUCACGUACACCUUAUGGAACAUAUGUUCUAUCAUACCCGGGCGUGGCAUUUUCAUUCCCGCUUCAGGACUCAGCGUGGUCGGAUCAAUGUGACUUCGUGGCCCUGAUGUCUUCAUCUGCCGCUUCACCUGCGACCUCUAUGGCCAUCUUUCAAGGUCCGUCCUGGCCAGAUGCACGUUCCACCUUGUUUACAAAACCACCACAGUAUCCCCGCUCGCCAGCAUUGGUCAGUAAGAACAGGGAGUCGGUUCCAGACGAGAUCGAAGAAAUUAAAAUAUACGGAGCUGGUAAGAUUGAGUUGACUCGACGAGGCGGCCCGUCCUUCUGGAUUACCCUGUCGGAAACUACGCCACAGGACCUGGUCGCCGAGCUUGGUCCUCCAGACGCCAUCUAUCGUAAAAAUGACCGAAGGAUAUCUAUUCAUGGAGCCGCUGCUGGUGUAACCGCGCGCCAUAUGAGUCCAUCCCCAGGUCGGGGCACCGAUGCAAUUGACACAGACCAGUCGUCUAGUAACAGCGUGACGGAUGAUUCCGAUGACGAGAUCACCCCCGCUGCAGCUUCUGAUCCCUCUUCUCUUCCAACAGAAUGCUUCUUUAAUUACUUCCACCAUGGCUUUGAUGCAUUUAUCUCUUAUCCCUCUACUCCUGGACCUGCCUUCCCCGGCUCGGAUCUGCCAGACCCAUCACCCCCCACGUCAAACUCCCACUUGACAGUGACGAAGCUCUUGGUCCAUGGUAACGUUCCAGGGUCAUACCCGUUCAACCGCCAUCGACGGAGUCGCUGGACGAUACAUCUGGACUCCUCGGGUGAUGACUUGAUGUCUGAAACUCCAUACGAUGAGGUGUCCGGACGGCUCAAAGAACUGUGGAGAGGCUCUUACUCCAACCCGGCUGAGGAAAGGGCUCUUCAGCGGGGAAUGGUGCUGAACCGGGGCUGGGGUGACAGUCCAGAAAGCAGUGUCGAGUUCCUAGGUGGCUGGGAGGAGAGUACAGGAGGUAGACAGCGAGCCGUUUCAGCUGGUCCUGAGAGCGGACAAGGGUUGGGAAACACGGAGUUAUUUGGAUUCCCCGGUUUGCUGUUCGAGGUAUUGAAGAAUGGCGCUGUAAGCUGCCUGACUCACCAAAUCUUUUUACGUAGCAUGCCAGAACUGCCAUCCUCGCUCACUCGGUCGUGGUCGUCGACUCUCAAGCUCCCCAAGUCGACGUUCCCCCCGCGCGUGUCGCCGGCCGACCAGGCGAAAUACCUACCCAGAUGCACUGACGAGCUAUACGCCUGGCAGCGGCGUGCCAGGCCGGCGGAGAACACAUUUACCCUGCACGAUGGACCUCCAUACGCUAACGGCGAACUGCACGUCGGCCAUGCGCUCAACAAAAUCCUGAAGGACAUCAUUUGUCGGGUGCAAUUGGGACGAGGGAGGAGGGUGGACUACGUGCCCGGAUGGGACUGUCAUGGCUUGCCUAUCGAGCUCAAGGCGCUGCAGGGACAAAAUGAUCUCAAGGGACAGAUGGGGACUGCAGGGGCAGCAGCGAUCCGAAAGGCAGCACGAAAGCUGGCUGAGACGACGGUCAACGAGCAAAUGAAGGGAUUCCGCCGCUGGGCUAUAAUGGGCGACUGGGAAGGUCAUUACAAGACGAUGCAUAAGGAGUUCGAGAUGAAGCAGCUUGGAGUGUUCCGUGAGAUGGUUGAUAGAGGACUGAUCUACCGCCGGUUCAAGCCGGUGUACUGGUCACCGUCCACGGGAACCGCUCUGGCCGAGGCAGAGUUGGAAUAUAAGGAUGAUCAUGUUUCAACGGCAGCCCUGGUUAGAUUUCCUUUGGUUACGAUUUCUUCACAAUUGGCGAAUCAUGCUGGAGUUGAUAGUGGGAAGUUGAGCGCUGUAAUAUGGACUACAACGCCUUGGACUUUACCUGCUAAUGCUGCUAUUGCCGUCAACGAAUCGCUCGAGUAUACUGUUGUCCAGUCGGAGAGACAUGGUCAGCUGUUGAUCGCCAAGUCUCGACUGGAGUACCUGCAAGGCAUGCUGAAGGAAGACCUCGACAUCGUCGUUCCGACUAUCCUCGGCUCUGACCUGCAAGGACAAACGACAUAUCGACCUCUGUUCAAGGAUCCGGAGGCGCAGCCACAGCCUAUUAUCGCCGCGGAAUUCGUUACUGCAGAGUCCGGUUCCGGUCUUGUCCACUGCGCGCCUGGUCAUGGUAUGGAGGACUACGAAGUUUGUCUCGCCAAGGGAAUUCCUGCUUUCGCUCCGGUCAACGAUGAGGGCAAGUUUACAGACAAAGCUUUCCCGAGCGACCCGCAAAGACUGAGUGGAAAACCUGUACUUGACGAAGGAAACAGCGCUGUACUCGAAUAUGUCGAGUCCCGAGGCCAGCUUCUUGCAAAGCAUCGGUACGAGCAUAAAUACCCCUACGACUGGAGAUCGAAACUUCCUAUUAUUAUCCGGGCGACGGAACAAUGGUUUGCGGAUUUAGCUGAUAUACGCGACGCCGCGGUCAAUUCCUUGAAGGAGGUUCGCUUUGUCCCUUCUUCUGGCCAGGGGCGUCUGGAGUCCUUUGUCAAGAACCGGAGUGAAUGGUGUAUAUCCCGUCAACGUGCCUGGGGAGUUCCGAUUCCUGCCCUGUACCAUCGUGGUACAGGAGAUGCCGUCUUGACUAAGGAUAGCGUAUCCCAUAUCAUGAAAGUAAUUGAGGAGCGUGGAAUCGAUGCGUGGUGGACAGACGAUGCCAACGACGAUGCAUGGAUCCCGGCGUCAUUGCAAGAUCCUUCUGGCCCUGGCUACAAACGCGGAACCGACACGAUGGAUGUCUGGUUUGAUAGCGGCACGAGCUGGACUCAGCUUGAUUUGACACACCGCGAGGGUAGACAACCGGCCGACGUCUAUCUGGAAGGAAGCGACCAGCACCGUGGAUGGUUCCAGUCUAGCCUGCUGACCUAUAUCGCCCAUCAGCUUGCUUCUGGGAAGAGCGACACUCCCAAGGCGCCGUUCAAGAGCCUUAUUACCCACGGAUUCACUCUGGAUGAGGAUGGUCGCAAGAUGAGUAAGUCAAUUGGCAACGUGAUCCAUCCCGAUUCGAUUAUGGAUGGCACUCUGCUGCCCCCUCUUAAACAGAAGAAGGGCAAGGGUAAGAAGCAGCCGGCAUCUACGGGGCCUGUCUACGAUGCGCUUGGGCCUGAUGCUCUUCGCAUGUGGGUUGCCAGCAGUGACUACACUCGCGAUGUAGUAAUCGGACAGCAGGUGCUGCAGACGGUGAAUACCAGUCUUCACAAGUACCGCGUCACGUUCAAGCUGCUCCUUGGAGCGCUGGGCGACUUUGACAAGACCAAGCAACGCACGUACGGGCAGUUGCACCAAAUCGACCGCAUUGCCCUUCUACAUCUUGCAAACCUAGCCAACACCUGCAGGAGCGCCUACGAUAACUUUGAAUUCUACCGGGCGGUCACCGCGAUCAACCGGUGGGCGAACCAGGAAUUCUCGGCGUUUUACAUGGAGACCAUCAAAGACCGUCUCUACACAGAGGCGCAGGAUAGCCCCAGCCGACGUGCGGCACAGACUACCCUCUUCCAGAUCUACCACUACCUGCAGGAGAUCCUGGCUCCGCUCACGCCGCUGCUGGUCGAGGAGUCGUGGGAGCAUACUCCCGAGGCGAUCAAGGCUCAAUGCGAUCACCCGAUGAAGCGUGUCACGGCCAUUCCCCCAGCCGAAUGGCUCAACGCAACGCUGGAGCAGGAUUUUGCAGAUCUGAUGGCGGUGAACUCGGUGAUCAAGGCCUUGCAGGAACAGGCACGAUCAAAGAAGCAGAUGGGCUCCUCCCUUCAAUCGUUCAUCCACAUCUCCCUUCCGGACAAAUCCGUGGAUGGGUCCGUCUUUCAACGGUACCUGCCCGAGCUGCCGGAUCUGUUCGUCGUCUCGUCUGUGGGCCUCAGUGGUCAGGGUGAACAGGUGCCUACCGUCAUCGAGCAGGCUGAAUGGCACUAUUGUGAGCGCUUCCAGCUGCCCGAUGGACGCCAGGGGACUGUGCAUGUCUUUGCACCGCAAGACUCCAAAUGUGUGCGAUGCUGGCGGUACGCGGUUCCUGAGACUUCGACCAGCGAAGACAUGCUCUGCCAUCGCUGCGAGGACGUUGUGCGCGAGCUGGAUGCCGUGGAGGCGAGUAAGGCCGCCACUAAUGCUUAGACGACGCCCUGCCAUAUCUUGUAUCUCUGUUGCCUGUACCAUAGUGUAUACUAUUUCUAAACUCCAGGUCCAAUAAAUAGAAUUUAGCGUUCCGUGUGAG
Molecule: messenger RNA, 4868 nt
Organism: Paecilomyces variotii
Lineage: Eukaryota; Fungi; Ascomycota; Eurotiomycetes; Eurotiales; Thermoascaceae
Product: tRNA synthetases class I-domain-containing protein
Exons: 4
Coding region: 191-4768 (1525 amino acids)
Biological process (GO): isoleucyl-tRNA aminoacylation
Cellular component (GO): cytosol
Molecular function (GO): ATP binding; isoleucine-tRNA ligase activity; aminoacyl-tRNA deacylase activity
Source: RefSeq, a predicted model, not a curated record